AUGUCUGAGAAGCUCAGCAACGAAUUUCGCGCCGCUCCUCGAAACGCAUCGACUCAGCUUCAGGCGGAGCGCGCCAGAAUUGCUAAGUCAGUGCAAGAACUCCUGGACCUCCUCGAGGCGCAAGGCUUUAUCGACAAGCAAUCGUACGCCGAUAAAGGAUUUGAUCUCGCCACUCACAGCCACGAAGUCUUCUUGCGGAGUACCCGACAAAUGAACACAGCAGGCACGAUUGCGUUAAACAACUUCCUCAAUGUCGAGACAAGAGCGAUGGAAAAGGCACAGACUUCCGCGCUCACAGCUCAAUCCGAGCUGGACGAGGCGUCUCUAGACGACGAGAGCGUUGCGCAAAGUCCUAACAACGAUCAGCGAGAUAUCGAGGAUGAAGAUGACAUGGUCAUGCUACAGGGAGUGAAAGCAGCAUUGCACGAUCGGACGGCAAGCUUGGCUUAUGCCGUGGGCGGCACUGAGGCAUAUAUUGCGCUGGACGGAAUAUGGGACUACGUUCCCCGUUACGUCGAGACGCUCUUAUUGGAGUUCUUUUCGGUGUGCCGUGAUCCAAACGAUGCAGAGAUUCGAAUGCUAGAACAGGCUUGUGGACUUGUAGGUUUCGCUUUUGUGAGAGAUUGGUGUAAGUCGAUAAUAAUUUAG
Recurvomyces mirabilis is the source of this 648-nucleotide messenger RNA. RefSeq lists its product as uncharacterized. The transcript is spliced from 2 exons. Bases 1 to 648 code for a protein of 215 amino acids. The record is from RefSeq and is a predicted model, not a curated record. NCBI's taxonomy places the organism in Eukaryota, Fungi, Ascomycota, Dothideomycetes, Mycosphaerellales, Teratosphaeriaceae.